AUUAUUGUUUUAUCUCCAUUCCUUGCCACCUCCACACGCCCAACAAAGACGGCAAAUAAGGCAGUGUUUUUCCGGCAUAGGUGCGACUUUAUCUAAUCGAUUCGGUGCGUCCAACGCGAUUUUCUUCGCUGCAAACAGCCGAAAUAGCGUCCUUGAAUAACAACCGUUUUUAGCACGUUGUUAGUUUGACCGGUUAGUGAAAACAGCGACGGUUUGUUUGUUAUAAUAACUCGGAAUGCCUGAACCACACUUGACAACCGGGUCCGAGCAGCCCCCCAAAGUCGAUGGGAAACUGCGUCUCUAUUCGAUGGAGUACUGUCCUUACGCGCAAAGGGUUAGGUUGGUCUUGAGGGCCAAAAAUAUUCCAUUUGAGACUGUCAAUAUCAAUUUGAUUAAUAAGCCGGAUUGGUAUUUUAAGGUGCAUCCGGAAGGAAAAGUCCCCGCCAUAGACACCGGGUCCGAAGUCCUCGUCGAAAGCACCGACAUAUCCGACUAUUUAGAUGAAAAAUACCCAGAAAACCCCCUUUACCCGCAGGACCCUGAAGCAAAAAAACGGGACCAAGAACUCAUCAAAAAAAUAGGCCCAAUCACAGCUCUCUUCUAUGGAUGCAUCUCAAAACAAGAGGACAAACCCAUAGAGGAGUGGGCUAACGAAUUCGCCCCACAUCUAGAAGUGUUUGAACAGGAACUAGUUUGCAGAGGAACGCCAUUCUUCGGAGGCGACAAACCAGGAAUGGUCGAUUACAUGCUGUGGCCCUGGGGCGAAAGGGCCGGGACUGUGGCUCUGGCCUUCGGCCAACAAUUGCCCUUCGAGGCCGACCAGUUCCCACAUUUGCGAAAGUGGCGCAAAACCAUGAAAGAAGUCCCAGCCGCCGAAGGGAUUUACCACGGCCCGGAAAAGUUCUGGAAGAUCGUGCAGAUCAAGAUGAAGAAUUCGCCCCCAGACUACGACAAUCUGUAAUCACAUAUCACAGUCGGGAACUGAAUCAUACUCGAAUUUAAUACUUAAUAAAGGUUAUUGUUGCUUUUGCAUUUUUAUAUUUGCUUAGCGGUAGGGUUAUUCUAGGGUGUUUCUAUGUAACGCAGUGUACUUUUGACAAUAAAUAAAGUAUGGAUGUGCUGCGACGAA
Messenger RNA from Zophobas morio, 1129 nucleotides. Its product is annotated as pyrimidodiazepine synthase-like. The coding region runs from base 236 to 961 and encodes 241 amino acids. Gene Ontology annotation, cellular component: cytoplasm. Gene Ontology annotation, molecular function: glutathione dehydrogenase (ascorbate) activity; glutathione transferase activity. Lineage: Eukaryota; Metazoa; Arthropoda; Insecta; Coleoptera; Tenebrionidae. The record is from RefSeq and is a predicted model, not a curated record. Gene Ontology annotation, biological process: glutathione metabolic process. The transcript is spliced from 4 exons.